GUCCGCGUGUCCGUCCCCCGCAGGCAGCCCUGCCGGCGGGGCUGCGCUCCUGGCGCCGGCGGACGCGGGCAGGCGGCAAAGUUUUUUGGGGGAGCCUGGCUGACUUUCCUGGGGGACCCGCGCUCGUGCGUGUCCGGGGGUGGGGAUCUGGUCGCGCGGAGCUGGUGCCCUGGCUGCCUCCCGGGAACCCUUCUCCCAGCCGCAGGGGUUUGUUUAGGAAGAGUGAUGGGGGGCCAGUGCUGGGUGGCUCCGCCCGCUCACGGGGGGCAGCCCUGGGCCCCGCGCUCCUAAAGCCAGGCAGGAGCUGGGGCCGGGCGCUGGCUGGGAAGCUGGGGAAGCGUGGGGGGCGCCCCCCGCCUAGAUGAGGGGGCUGCCCGGGCUGGUCUGGCCCUGACGCUCGGGGCUGUGUGCUGGCGGACCGCAGAAGGACGGACGUGAUGCAGACAGCACCUGAAGAUCCUUUCAGAAUGCCAGAGGAACGUUCCCCCAGGCUGACACCACAGAACGUUCCCUACCAGGACCUCCCUCACCUGGUCAACGCUGACGGACAGCACCUCUUCUGCCGGUACUGGAAACCCUCAGGCGCGCCCAGGGCGCUGGUGUUCGUGUCCCACGGGGCCGGCGAGCACUGCGGCCGCUACGAGGAGCUGGCGCAGAUGCUGGUGGGGCUGGGCCUGCUGGUCUUCGCCCACGACCACGUUGGCCAUGGGCAGAGUGAAGGCGAGAGGAUGGUGGUGUCCGACUUCCACGUCUUCAUCCGGGACACGCUGCAGCAUGUGGACGCCGUGCAGAAGGACCACCCGGGGCUGCCCGUCUUCCUUCUGGGCCACUCCAUGGGCGGCGCGAUCUGCAUCCUCACAGCCGCGGAGCGGCCGGGCCACUUCUCGGGCAUGGUUCUCAUCUCCCCGCUGGUCGUCGCCAGCCCAGACUCGGCGACACUUUUCAAGGUCUUCGCUGCGAAAGUUCUGAACCUCGUCUUGCCGAACAUGUCCCUGGGCCGGAUCGACUCCAGUGUGCUCUCGAGGAAUAAGACAGAGGUGGACAGCUACAACUCGGACCCCCUGGUCUGCCGGGCGGGGCUCAAAGUCUGCUUCGGCAUCCAGCUGCUCAACGCGGUGUCGCGGGUGGAGCGGGCGCUGCCCAAGCUGACGCUGCCUUUCCUGCUGCUGCAGGGCUCCGCCGACCGCCUCUGCGACAGCAGAGGCGCCUACCUGCUCAUGGAGUCGGCCAAGAGCCAGGACAAGACACUCAAGAUUUACGAAGGUGCCUACCACGUCCUCCACAAAGAGCUUCCCGAGGUGACCAGCUCCGUCUUCCGGGAGAUAAACACGUGGGUCUCGCAAAGGACAGCGGUGGCGGGAGCAGGGUGCCCGCCCUGAGCCCCCCGGCCAGCUGUGGGGCCACUGUCAGCAGGCGGGCAGAGGAAGGGCAGGGGCUGGCUUCUCAGACGUGGCUGAGACACACACACACCCCCCACAGAUUGGAGAAACCCCUAGCACAGCUGACUCAGUCAGUCUUGUCACCUGUCAGGCUGUCCACCACAGGAUCUGCCUUAAACGGUGGACGCUUUAUGCAAAAACUGGAGCUCACGGCACUUUCCAGAGAACGUGCUGGAAGGCCUGAGGCCACACGGAGCCCUGCCCCGCCUCUCCUGCCCUGCAGGGUCCCAGGACCACCCCCCCCAACCCCAGCAAUAACUGGAGGGUGCCCUCCCGCCACCCCGCACCCUGCCUGUGCCCCUCUGGCCAUGGGACGCGGGGCGGGUCCACUGCCCAGGCUGACUUGCGUGCCUGCAGAGGCUGGGAAGUGCCCGUGGGCCUACACUGGCCUGCGUCGGCUCUGUGAGCCCUGGGGGCUGGGCUGGGCCGGGGGCCGGGGGCCUGGGUGUGGGAAGGGGGCCCCCCCACGCCCCUCCUGGGUGCGUGGGGGCGGCUGCUGCUCCGACUGCUUACCCGACGCUCGGAGGGCCACUGUGCUGGACGUCUGUUCAGACGGGGAGACCGUAGGUGGGAAGCAGGGGUCUUGACGGUGGAGCCACUUCCAGGGGCCGGAGCCGGUCCCAGGUCGUGCCCUGCCUGAGGCCCCAACAGGAAGGGUGAUUGGGGCCCCCACAGCCGCCCCUCACUGGUGCCCCGCCCGUGCCCCCCACCCCUCCCUGUUCUGGCCGGUGUGGUAAUCGGGGCCCUGCUGCCAAGGGGGUGCUUUCAGUGUCCGUGUGAGCGUGGUGGGGGCACUGCGCCCCAGGAGGGGAAGGCGCGGCCCCUGGACGUAGGGCUGGGUGGGGCUCGCCCCAAUUCUCCAGUGUUGGGAGCUGCUGCCCCGCUGCGCCCCGCUCUUCUGGGGAGGUCCCCCGCCUCCAUUCCAGGGCCCCCCACCGCACGCUGAGCCAGAGCGGGCCCCCCAGUGAAGGAGCCCCGUGGGCUCAGGGGGGUACUGGCCAGGUCCCCACGGAGAGUGGCUUCGUCGCCCUGUUUCUCUUUGGAGGAGGAAAAAAAAUGUAGAAGACGCCCGGGGGCUCCGCCUGCUGCCCUCCUGCACCAAGGAGCCGUAUAGACGCCACGCACCAGCCCACACCCGGCCACCGCUGCGCCUCAUGCGGAAGCGUGUCACCACGGCGGGCCGCUUCCCACGCCGAAUGCCGGGCAGGCACGUGGUCUGACCAGGACUCUUUCAACGCAUGGACUUAUGUUCUUUGAAAGCUUUCAGAGGUGCACAUUCAGCCGUCUUCAGCGAUCUGGUCAAAGAAUCGCCCCAUUUGAAAGAUGUUCCUCGGAUCCGGGACUGUUUUCCUCACCGGGGUGGGCCGGGGCACGCCCUCCAUGGUCAGGGUGCAGAUGGCUGUGUCUGGGGCCCCGUCCUGGCAGUACCAGCGAGUGCUCAGUCAGUCGCCUGCCAUGGUGAACCCGGAACCCCUGGGCCGUGCCCGCCCGGCCCUCGGCGGUGCAGGGGAGCCAGGUGUGCACAGGCCUGGCCCUGAGGCGGGCGGAGCACCGAGGCCAGGGAGAGGCGGGCGGCCGAGCCCGUGUGGACCCGUCACUCAGGCCGCCUGGGCCACAGGAAGUGGUUCUGUGCGGACGGGCUUUCCAGGAGAUGCUGCCCGCAGCCACUGGGGGUCCCGGCCCCCUGGGCCCGCUCUUGGUGGGGACAGGGUGCUGACCCUGGCGCCCCCUCGGCCCUGGUGCUCAGACACCCCGCAGGCCCCCGCCCCCCUCACCGACCACUGACACCCCCCAUAGGACCACAGCGACUCCACAGUUUCCUGGCUUGCUGUCAUCCCCACGGCUCAGCUGCCUCCUCCCUCCCCGUCUGCUGUCAGUGAGGCCCUGUGUGUCGGGUAACAGAUAGUGCAGGACCACACAGCUAACCCUAAUAAACCACGGUU
Molecule: messenger RNA, 3382 nt
Organism: Budorcas taxicolor (takin)
Lineage: Eukaryota; Metazoa; Chordata; Mammalia; Artiodactyla; Bovidae
Gene: MGLL
Product: monoglyceride lipase
Exons: 8
Coding region: 438-1379 (313 amino acids)
Cellular component (GO): membrane
Molecular function (GO): lipase activity
Source: RefSeq, a predicted model, not a curated record